Spirometra erinaceieuropaei is the source of this 2112-nucleotide messenger RNA. Lineage: Eukaryota; Metazoa; Platyhelminthes; Cestoda; Diphyllobothriidea; Diphyllobothriidae. The record is from the annotation of a GenBank genome assembly.
AUGGAUCACCUGACUGCGCUCUUCCAGGAGAUGUGGCGUCAAGGUAAAGUCCCGCAAGAUUUCAAGGACGCAACUAUCGUGCACCUACACAAGCGAAAAGGGAAUCGCCAAGUCUGCGACAAUCACCGUGGCAUCUCCCUGCUGAACAUCGCCGGGAAGAUCUUCGCUCGCAUCCUUCUCAACCGCCUCAAUAACCAUCUGGAACAGGACCUUCUGCCAGAAAGCCAGUGCGGCUUCCGUCGUCAUCGGGGGACCACGGAUAUGAUCUUCGCCGCCCGUCAACUUCAGGAGAAGUGUCAGGAGAUGCGGACCCACCUGUACUCUACCUUCGUGGACCUGACGAAAGCCUUCGACACGGUGAAUCGUGAAGGACUGUGGAAGAUCAUGCAGAAAUUCGGCUGUCCGGAGCUAUUUACUCAGAUGGUGCGUCAGCUGCACGACGGUAUGAUGGCUCGAGUCACGGAAAACGGAGCUGUCUCAGAGGCAUUCGCAGUGACUAACGGAGUGAAACAGGAAUGCGUGCUGGCACCAACCCUCUUCAGUCUUAUGUUCUCUGCCAUGCUGAUGGACGCCUACCGCGACGAACGUCCCGGGAUUCGCAUCGUCUACAGGACGGACGGUCACCUGCUGAAUCAACGACUGAUGCAGUUCCAAUCACGCGUAUCCACAACAACCGUUCACGAACUCCUCUUCGCCGACGACUGUGCCCUGAACACCACCUCAGAAGAGGAGAUGCAACGGAGCAUGGACCUGUUCUCCGCCGCCUGCGAAAACUUCGGUCUGGUCAUUAACACGCAGAAGACGGUGGUGAUGCACCAACCGCCACCCAACUCAGCCACAGCCGUCAACGCGUCGCCGCAAAUCAGCGUGAAUGGGACCCUACUGCAAAUGAUGGAGAACUUCCCGUACCUGGACAGUCCUCUCUCCCGCACCACCAAGAUUGAUGACGAAGUCGCCAACAGGAUCUCGAAAGCCAGUCAAGCCUUCGGUCGUCUCCAAAGCACAGUUUGGAAUCGUCACGGUCUUCAACUGAACACGAAGCUGAAGAUGUACAAGGCCGUUAUCCUGCCGACGCUACUGUACGGAGCAGAGACCUGGACGGUGUACACGAGGCAGGCACGCCGUUUGAACCACUUCCACCUCAGUUGUCUUCGUCGUAUCCUGCGGCUGAACUGGCAGGAUCGCAUCCCCGACACUGAUGUGCUGGAACGAACGGGAAUGCUCAGCAUCUACUCCAUGUUGAGACAAAUGCAGCGGCGCUGGAGCGGCCACCUGGUGCGCAUGGACGACGAGCGACUACCCAAACGACUCUCCUACGGAGACGUCGAGACGAGUUCUCGUCGUCAAGGAGGCCCAAUUCGUCGAUACAAGGAUACCCUGAAGUCCUCCCUGAAGCUACUGCAAAUCAAUCCGACCAACUGGGAAGAGCUCGCCUGCGAUCGUCCGGCAUGGAGGAGAACAGUGAAGACGGGCGCUGCGAUCCACGAAGCCAACCGCAUCGCCGCCGCCAAAGUGAAACGCGAAGCCCGCAAAUCACAACUGCGCCCAGUCAGCAACGCUGCCGCACAACUGCUUCCAACGUGUCCUCGAUGUAAGCGGACAUGCCGGGCUCGAAUCGGCCUUGUUGGACAUCUUCGGAUCAACUGUACCUCUCGAACUGCACCAAGCUUCAUCCCCCCGCCCGCGUCAUCCUCGUCCUCUCUGCCGCCGAAUAACUCUGUGAAUUCUUCUGCACCAACACUUCCAUCCUCCUCCUCCUCCUCCUCCUCCUCCUCCUCCUCCACCUCCACCACCACUGCCCCAACGGCGGCCGCUCAGGCAGCCGUCUCGCACAUCUCCGACCGCGACACAACAACCGGCACCACCCCCGCCUCUCCUGACUCCAGAAAUGAGAAUCAGGACUACACCUGUCCUCACUGCGACCGCACCUUCACCUCACACAUCGGCCUGGUCGGUCAGUUGCGAAUCAAUCACACAGAGACCGGAGAACCAGUGCCUGGAGCACCAACCUACACCCACCAAGCUCGUCUCAACUGUCCACACUGCCCUCGCACUUUCAGGCACCGCAUGGGCCUAUUCGGCCACAUGCGCAUCCACGACGACCUGCGGUAG